CUUUAAAGGUUAUAUGAUAGCGCAUUUUAGACCAAUUAAUUUGCACUUUUGUGUCGUUUAAAACAUUUUAGGCUUGGGGACCUUAACUCACCUCAGCUGUCACAAGAUAGGCAAUGUGACCCUUCAAUCAGCUCCUUGUUACUGUUAGAAGUUGCCUGUCCAUUUCCACAGCUGGACAUUUUGAAUAUUUAAAGGUGACAUUGUACCCAAUAGGUGUAGAUUCAACGUUAACAAGAGAGUGUCUGACCUUAAAAGCUGGAUGAUAGGCCCCCACCAUCCACCUUCUGACUCCUCCAUCUUAGCUGUUGCAUGGCAGGUAAAACUGAUAAAAAUCUAGUGUGACAGUUUGGAUGGCCUCCAGUGGAAAAUGUUCAGCUCUGACUGGUAGCACAUACAGACUCACUGCAGAGUUGGGAUUCUUACCAGUGAGAGAAGGUCAUUAAGAUUUCACCCUUUGUUUGCACUGAUUAACAAGGGCAGACGUUUCUAGAUUAAUUAACAAAAUCGAGAAAAGAAAUGGGUCACUUGACACUGUGUGAAUGACAUGGUGGUGCCAUAAUUAAUGGUCAUUCUAGCCUCAGCUUUGAGUUACAGCGGAACCUCCUUGUCUUACUGAUAACCCUCUUAAAGGAAUGUCACCUAUCACAGUCUCAGUUAUGCCUGUGGAUUCAUUAACACCCCACUAAAGGACCCUUUUUUUUCUUCAGAAGAAAUGCAAUCAAUUUCCAUUAGUUUUUGAUUUGGACAACUCUCUGCAGGAUGGCCUCCUCCAGUGGUAAAGCUGAAAAAUCCUCCAAAUUUGAGAUGCUGAAACUUUUGGAGAAUUGCCGAAAGGAAAGAGAUGAAGCUUUGCAACGGGAAAGUGCUCUGAGGGAAAGGCUCAGGCAGAAUGAGGCAAGGUUGCGUUCCAGCGAGAGUAUGAAACAGAAACUGAAAAUAUUGACCAUGGACAACAAAGAGCUUAGAAAGCAAGUGAAGGCUCUUCGAGUGGAUAUUGGACUUGAGAGCAGCCCCAAAUUCACUGGGAAGACUACAAAAGACAUCGUCAAUGAUUUGCAAGAAAAGGAACGUGAGUGCAACUCAUUAGUAGAGAAGACCGGGAAACUUAGUCAAACCAUUGAUGACUUGACCGCAGAGUUGUCAAAUGUGGCCACCUCCAAGACGCUUUUGGAGGAACAAGUGCAGUCGUUACAGCAAAACCUCAAAGAUAUGACAAACAACCAGAGGCGUCUGCUAAAGCUGUGGGAAGACAAGAAGACACAGAGGGAGCAAAAUGCUCUUCCUGCCAUUAUUCAGAGACCCUUUACCCACAAAGAAGUUCAAACUGACAUGUCCAUAAGCGCAUAUCAGAAGCUCCCAUCUAAUGCCUUUGAGACAAAACAGAUAACUUAGGACUGUGACUAAAGCAGAGGUUUGGACGAACAGAGAUUUUUGUCCUUUGGCAAAGACUUUUCAUCAUGGAACCUAAUAAGAC
Messenger RNA from Cyprinodon tularosa, 1474 nucleotides. RefSeq lists its product as uncharacterized. NCBI's taxonomy places the organism in Eukaryota, Metazoa, Chordata, Actinopteri, Cyprinodontiformes, Cyprinodontidae. The transcript has a single exon. The record is from RefSeq and is a predicted model, not a curated record. Bases 760 to 1392 code for a protein of 210 amino acids.